AUGGGUUCCAGGCUUGGCGGCGCACCAGCCGCUCCACCGCAGCAUCAGACAGGUUCGUGUAAGCGAGAGCGGUGCCAUCUACAUAUGCAGAUUGAGUGGCAUGGAUGUCCAGUUGCAGGUCAGGUUUCUAGAUGGAGUAGAGAGCAUGUGCACAGCGCAAACACGCCAAACGACAACAACAAACAGCAUGCCCAACUCCAAAAGCAGUGUCGCUCUAACAACAAUCCGCUCGAAACAUGCCACGACGAGUCUCUCGGGGGGUCAUACCGCCGGCCAUCACUCCACCGCCUUUUCGCUCCGCAUCGCCUCGGCCUUCUUCUUGCGCCGCAGGGCCAUGAACUGCGCCAGCCAGAACACGGCGACGCCCAGCAUGAAGCCCGUCGAGAUCCACGUCAGGAUGUAGAACUUGAUGCCGCGCUCGGCGGAGAGGCCGAUGCGGGCGCCCUUGUCGUUGAUCUCGCGCACGCCCUUGCUGCCCGCGACGGAGACGAUGAUGCUCCCGAUGAGGCACGACAGGCCGCCCAGCGCGCCGAGGACGAGGUUGGCGAGCACGACGGGCGGCCGGCCCGGCAGCAGGAAGGCCGCCGCGUUGGUGAACAUGGCGAGCCCGCUGAAGCCCAUGGCCAGCGCGUAGAGGACGAAGAGCCCCAGCAGCGCGUCGUUGAGCACGUCAAGCUUGUCCUGCACGCUGUCGGGCCAGUUGAUGUCGGCGAGGUUGAGCUUGAGCGGGCCGACGCUGAGCCCGUGGUCGAGCAUGCCGGUGAGGUUGAGGGGGGUCGACUUGAACUUACGGGCAGGAGACGCGCUGGUGCAGUUGGUCACCGUGAGGGACACAUCCUCGGCCGUGGGACCGGGCGAGUAGCUGCCCUCGCACGAGUCCAUGAUGUGCAGCGAGUACCACUCCGAGAUGCCCAGCUUGUCGGCCAGCUUAUCGGCGGCGUUGCCCGUAAUAUUGUUGAUCUUGUCCUUGGCGGAGUCCUUCUUAUCGUCGAACCAGCCCUUGACGCCGCCAAGGAUGCCGUCGUUGCUAUCGCCACCAUCGUUGGGCUUGUCCGACUUGCUGAGGAUGUUGUGCCCGACCAUGGACGUGUUUAA
Messenger RNA from Purpureocillium lilacinum, 1095 nucleotides. The record is from RefSeq and is a predicted model, not a curated record. Lineage: Eukaryota; Fungi; Ascomycota; Sordariomycetes; Hypocreales; Ophiocordycipitaceae.